UAUGUGCGUCUGCAUCUACGAGCAUGCGCAGUGUGUCCAUCCCGACGUUCAGGCAAAAGGGAAGUGAAGAGGAUCGACGCUGCACGCGGCUGACUGGCCUGUUCCGCCGACCGCCACCGCGCCGCACCGCCCGCACCGCAGUUCUCCCGUCGCGCUGGUUGUGCGCGCUCGACGCUAACUGCAUCAUGGUGAUGGACAACCGAACGAAUGAACCAAACAGAAAUGAACAAAACUCUAUAUUUAUUACAAAUUUUCAACACGGUGAAACCGUAAAUUAUUCUUUAGUUUUAUUAAAAGGUAUUAUCACUUAUGGCGCUUGUAAUAAUUAUGAAAAAAUAAAAUGUGCUCUAACGACCAGUGGAAACAAAAUCGAGACGUUUUGGGAUGUAUAUAACCGAGAAUUUAAAAUGUUAAUUGAUCUUCAGAAAGGUGAAAACAUCAUUGAUUUAGAAUUUAACGGUAUGCAAAAAAAUAAUCUUAUUUUAAGGUACGAACCGCGCAGGACGAAUCUGAGAGUUACACCAGUCUUUAUAGUCUGUCAAGGCCACGAUGGUUGUUUUCAAUGUCCACCUGAAAUCGAUAACUCCAUUGAGAGUGCCUGCUCUCGCAUUGCUAUUGGUGCAAAGAUUAUACAGAGUGUCACGGCCGAAAAACUUUACGAAAGCGGUGUCGGCCGUAAAACAUUUCAACUUGAACAUGAAGUAAACAAUAAAAAUCCCGAAUGCAUUGUUUUUAAGAGUUCCUUAAAUGUAAAUAAAGCGCGAAAAAUGAAACAGGAUGAGCUAUGGACACAUUUCGGAAGAGAACUCAUGUUAUCAGACUUAGGAAGUAAUGAAAGAAAGUUCUUAGGAUUUAUUUCCUGUACAAGAUUUAAAGGCACCGAUAAUGAUAAACCUCUUACCCAUGACGAAAUUGUAUCUUACACUGAAGCAUAUGCGGCUUUAGGUGGAGGUGGAUUAGCUUUGUUUGGAUCAGCUUGCUUAUACACAUGGCCAUCAACUAUUGCAGACAUUGUGCCAAAAUUGUUGGACCCUACUCCUGUCAAUACCAGAAGAUUUAUGGACGAUAGUGGAUAUCGUGGAACAUGGGGAGGGUGUUUUGCAACAACAUUGGGAUCUGUUUUGCAUGAAUUGGGUCAUACUUUUGAUCUUGGUCAUACAAAAGAUGGAAUCAUGGGCAGAGGUUUCGACAAUUUAGAUCGUGUGUUUCUAGUCGGAGAUAAAAGAUCAGCAUUAACAAAAGACAAUAUGAAUAAUUUUAAUGGUAAGCCAGUGCAACAUUCUACAGUUUCUUUACAACGAAAUAUAAACGUCACUAUGAAUGUGGCCGAACCCUUGAGAAUAUUGGGACCCCGAAGUAAGACGACCCUUGGUAACUUUGUUUCUAUGUCCAAAUCGGAUAUAGUUCGACGGAGUCCCAACGUUACUCCCAUAACAAGACCUUCUAGUGUUUAUUCUACAAUAACUAAUAGAAUGUCAGAGUCUAAGAGAAAUGCAAACCGUUCAAAUGGUAAUGAUUCAAUUUAUUGGACCCGAAAUUGUGCAGUUCUGUUAUCAUACCAUAGAUGGUUUAACAAUGAGUACGGCAGAGAGAGACAAGCCAUAACACGAUCAUUAAAGUUUGAUAAGAACAAGAUGUUGAUAUUAUCGACGGCCGGAAUAAGAAUUGUGGAAGUUAGAGAUGAGACGAGUGGGAUGGUUUUGGAUUCAUACGAAUUCACUAAUGUUCUUCCGGAAAAGAGAUUUUUAGUUCCGUUUACAUUUUCCCCAAAAAGCAGAAUAUUAACAAUUAUUGUAGAAGAUGACUUAGGAAACGUGUUAAAACAAACAUUUUCAUACUAAAAUGUGUAAUAGUGAUGGAAUCGUUAAAAACCAUUUGGUUGGCAAACUCAAAAAGUGGCAAUUAUGGUGACAAUAAAGAGCAUGUACAUAAAUGUUAGCAAGGACUGAAAAGUGGCGAAAUCAGUAAGAUUGCAAUAGCGUAUUUACA
Molecule: messenger RNA, 1989 nt
Organism: Colias croceus (clouded yellow)
Lineage: Eukaryota; Metazoa; Arthropoda; Insecta; Lepidoptera; Pieridae
Product: putative zinc metalloproteinase YIL108W
Exons: 2
Coding region: 24-1841 (605 amino acids)
Source: RefSeq, a predicted model, not a curated record